This is a messenger RNA of Drosophila willistoni, 2227 nucleotides long. RefSeq lists its product as uncharacterized. The record is from RefSeq and is a predicted model, not a curated record. The transcript is spliced from 5 exons. Gene Ontology annotation, molecular function: protein binding. Gene Ontology annotation, biological process: multicellular organism development; cell differentiation. Bases 13 to 2100 code for a protein of 695 amino acids. NCBI's taxonomy places the organism in Eukaryota, Metazoa, Arthropoda, Insecta, Diptera, Drosophilidae.
AAGGGCAACAACAUGGCUGGAAGACGAGUUUUCUCCAUUAUCUUGUUAGCAUAUCUAUUGUUAUUAACGGUAGUCACUGCCCUGGAUCAUGGCGCAAUGCUUUGUUCCAAUGACAAUGCUCCCGUAUGCGCCCGGGGUAACGGCGAGUAUUUGUUAUUCAAAAACGAAUGUGAUUUAAGGAAAGCUCAGAAUGAAAAUCUAAUUGGUGGACCACUGUUUGAUGUGGCUCUGCAAUACUGUAUUCCUGCUUGUGAUUUUGAAUGUGGCAAAGAGUUUCGACCAGUUUGCGGUGUAAGUGUCAAUACAGCAGAGCGUAAGACCUUUACGAAUCGCUGUGAAAUGGCACGAGCUUCAUGCACAACCAAAUCUGAUUGGCUGGUAUACAAAUGGGAUGUUUGCCCCACCAAAAACACUGAGGUGGCCCAACACACUGUCUUGGUGGGUGAACGUAAACGUACUCGUCCAGUGCCCUGCACGAAUAUCUAUCGUCCGGUGUGCGCCACUUACGCUGGCGUGAAAUCAACAUUCUCCAAUGAAUGUCUGGUCAAUGCGGAAAAUAUCAAAACCCAAAGAAACUGGCGCAUUGUUUCGGAAGGUUUGUGCGGCGAGGAUAGCACCAAAAUGAAACACAACCGCAAAUACAAGCCAAAGGCCAAGCCAAAAGAGGACUCGGACCGCACCAAGCGUAGCCACAAAAAGCGUAAUCAAGUGGAAGACUUUCAGAUAGCCGAGGAUGCAGUAGAAAUCUUUGCACCAUCGACAUUUCACACCCAGUUCAUCAGCAAUACGGGGACCAUGGUGAAAAGUUACUCACUACCAGCCCGCAAACCCGUUGUGAUGUCACAGCCCAAAAUCAGAACCAAGUCCCGAGCCAAAAGUCAAGCGAAACCCUGUGUCUUUAGCAAUGAACCAGUCUGCGGCAGUUUCAAUGGCGAGAGUCGAACUUUUUCCAAUGUUUGUUCGCUUAUGGAGUUUAGCCAGAGAGUGGGCAAUGCUUGGACAAUUUUGCACGAGGGCUCAUGUAGACACUGUGAUGCUCCAUGCCCAAAUAUCUACAGUCCGAUUUGUGCCAAUCGCAAUGGCAUCAAUUAUACAAUCAUCAAUAAAUGCUAUUUAGAACGAGUUCGCUGCAAGGAUCCAAAUAGUUCUUGGAAGAUCAUUAAAGAUUCAGAAUGUGACGAAAUUUCCAAGGGCUUGCCCACAGAAUCCUCACGUCAAUCAUCGCUUAUACCAAAAGUUCUAUACACAUCGAAGGAUCAGCAAACGAGUACUACAAAAUUAAUGUAUCGCAGAAGAAAAUUGACAACAACAGCAGCACCAACAAAAACAAAUGCUUUGCCUCGUAGAAAAUUGAAGAAAAUAUCCAAAUUAACAGAUAAUAAUAAUCGCAAGAUACGCAAAAUAGAUUUGUCGAGUUUCGAGGGUUAUCAGAACUCUUUGUAUGACCACUCAACUGAGGUAUCAAAAAUGUGGUCAUCGAAUGACAAUUGGCUGAUUCAGCAAACUCUGGACAAUGUCAAGAGCAUGUUCAAUAAGAAACCAGCAAGUUUUGCAAAAUCACAGAGUGAGAAACAAUAUUAUUAUUAUCCAAUCAACAAUAUGGAACUAACAACGGUCCCACCCGAAAUUACGACCACUCAACUGCCAAUUAAUAUGAAUGAACUACUCAAUCUGGCUAAUAUUGAUUCUAAAAUGUUCGAUGUGAUGGAUGAAGAGUUGAUUCGCCCAACAACAACAAUAAAGGCGCCAAGAAGAGUAGUAACAACAAGUAAGCCAAAAACAACCACACCUCUUCCUGUCCCAGCAUCAACAUCUUUGGCUACCACAACCACCACAACAGAAGCCUCCACCCAAGCUCCAGAAGAGACUACUACAGCUCCUGGCAUCUUGUCCACUUCAACAGAGCCAACGACUACUACCUCCACGGAUGCAUCUGUCGAAGAUGCCACAACAAAAGCUCCAACAAACAGCGAUGAUUACAUGGCGGAGGAGCAACAAUCGUCCCCAAGAAAUGGACAGACCUCCAUUUACGGACUGGACAAGGAUUCAUUAAUUAUGCGCCUCUUGCGAGCCAGAAGUAGACAAAAUGUUGUAAUAUAAUUUUGGUAUUUGAAAUAAUAAAUAGUAAGUAAGCUGGGGAACUAGUAGUUAGGAAAAUGGGGUAAACAUCCACUAAGUUAAGUUAAUUGUUAAUAAAGCUUAUGAGGUAAAUGGUAAAAAUCUGCAA